Messenger RNA from Trematomus bernacchii (emerald rockcod), 6955 nucleotides. RefSeq names its product collagen, type XVII, alpha 1b (gene col17a1b). The transcript is spliced from 55 exons. NCBI's taxonomy places the organism in Eukaryota, Metazoa, Chordata, Actinopteri, Perciformes, Nototheniidae. The record is from RefSeq and is a predicted model, not a curated record. The coding region runs from base 345 to 6017 and encodes 1890 amino acids.
UUUUCAAAGUCGCCUAUCUGUCGAGAGGAGUCCGCAGAGGCGAGUGAAGUUAAUUGGUUCCCUCAGGCGUUGUUUUCUUUCUUCCAAAUUCAACUUUUCAUGCCGUCUGCUACACCUGCCUGCCAAUGGGCGCGGUUGGGACCGAUGCCCAAGUCUCUGUUUUGACUUGCCUGGGAAAGUUGAGCUAAAAGGCACAAAGGGACCGAGGAUCGAGAAGGACAUCCCACCCGCGCGUCAACUUGGUAUAACACAUUAUCUCUCCCGUGGACGCGAACAGUCGCUCCAUCUUGAGAGGACCCCGGAUUUGAUUGUUUGUUUCUCGAGUUGGCUGAAGAUAAAAUGGGAUGGACGAGUUAACAAGACAGAUCGACUUCUCAGGAGGCUUGUCAGGAGAAAGGGUUGUGACAGAAACAGUAACCUCCACCACCAGACUGUCUUCUCUGCCACCAAAGGGAACCAGCGGAUCAAAUCACAGGAAUAUGUCCAGCGGUGCUGGAGGGCUGGGCUUGGAGAAGAAUGUCUUAACCCAGAACAGCAGUGGAACUUAUUUCUCCUCAUCCUCUGGAGGAGUGAACGCCAGCAGCUUCAGCUCCUCCUCGGGAGUUUACCUCGGGGGAGACUCCUCGGGAGGUGAUGGAGGAGGGAUCUUCAUAGACGGAGAGGGGUAUGGAAGAAGAGGAGGAGGAGGAGGAGGGGGAGGAGGAGGGGGAGGAACUGGAGGAGGAACUGGAGGAGGUGGAGGAGGUGGAGGAGGUGGAGGCAAAGGCGGCAGUUAUCUCGUGAGCUCGGUGUCAAAGGUCAGGUCGAGCUCGUCUGGCGGUACCAGGAGAACUGCAGGCUCAUCAGGAGGUCUGUCGCCAUCUUCCCGGGAGAGGAAGGUCACAUCCAGCCGCUCAGGAGGUUAUGAUGGAAGUUCCAGCGCUAAUUCCUCCCCAGAGUUUGCACGCAAAGAUUAUGGAGUCUAUUGCUCCAGCACCCAAAGAGGGAGGAGCGAAAGCAGAGAGAGCGAGAUCAGAGCCAGAUUACAGAGCGCCUCUCCCAGUGCCAGCAGAUGGACGGAGCUGGACGACGUGAAGAAGCUUCUGAAGGGGCGCUCCUGCAGCGUCAGCCCCACUCGCUCCAACGCCUCCAUCACCCUGCCGGUCCCUAAAAAGGCCAGCGUGGAAACCAAGACUAUCUCAGUGGCCUCUCAGUCGGGUUCAACUUCCUUUGGCUCUGGUGUUAGAUCAACCGGGUUCCACACCAUUGAUACAUCAGGCUUUUAUGACACCGGUCUGACAUCCGGGCGGGUUGAUACUGGUGUAAACUCAAGCCAGUAUGAUGUCACCGUGACAUCAGACCACUAUGAUACUGGUGUGAAAUCUGUCCCGUAUGCUGUUGGUUUAAAAUCAGGACCGUUUGAUACUGGUGUGAAGUCAGGACAGUACGACAUGAGUUUGAAGUCAGGGCAGUAUGAUACCGGCAUAAGAUCAGCCCAGUAUGAUACUAGUGUCAGAUCAGCCCAAUAUGAUACUAGUGUGAGAUCAGCCCAAUAUGAUACUAGUGUGAGAUCAGGCCAGUAUGAUGGUAGUCUGAGAUCAGGCCAGUAUGAUGGCAGUGUGAGAUCAGGCCAGUAUGACACACUGGACGCCACACUUCCUACUUUCUCCUGGUGCACCACCACGCUGCCCUCCGCCGCCACCACGGUGAUGGCUGCCAACACCAGCAGCUACGCCUACCAGGCCGGGAACAACAACAUGGCUGGAGGAACCGCUGCAGUUGGUCUCACCUCACCCUCCUCCCUCUCCGUUUACGGCUUCCAGAAUAACCUGGCUCCCACCUCUUCCACUGUGCUCACCACCAGUGGAGGAAACGUGACUACUAACCUAGGAGGUUAUGGCGUUCAGAAGAAUUUGUCAAAUGGUGGGGGUGUCGCCAGCACUGGAGUCUCUGCAACCACUAGAACCCAAGUUGAUGAUUCCUAUAAGAGAGACUAUAAGAGACUGAUCUCUGACAAGGAGAACGUGACGGCCAAGAGAGACACAGACAUGCUGAUCAUGGCUAAAGACAGCGGGAAGCAGUUCACCACCAGCAGUGUUCAGAUGAGUGGAGGGUCGCUGUCAGGAGACUCGAUGAAGAAAGAGAAGCUUAUUUCAAGCUACGUUGAGACGGCGCCACUGAAGACAGAGAGUGGCAACUCUUACUAUGGGUCAUCUGGGACGUCUGGAGUUGUGAUGAAAGACAAAUCAACCUAUGCAGAGAUCGACCGGGACAGCGGGAUCUUCGGAGGCGGAGGAGGAUUCUGCUGCUGCUCGGACGCGUGUUGCUCCUGGUGGAAAUGGCUGCUGGGUCUUCUCCUCCUCUCCCUGCUCCUGCUGGGACUCUUGUUUGGGCUCAUUGCACUGGCUGAGGACGUGAGAAAGCUGAAGAGUCGAGUGGGUACGCUGGAAUCUGAGUCCUCCGCUCGUACCAGCCGGCUGUCAGGAACUUCAAAUAACAUCAACGUCUUCGGAGCCACUGGAGCUGGAGCUGCAGGAGCUGGAGCGGUUGGAGCUGCAGCUGGAGCUGGUGCUGCUGGAGGUGGAGCGGUUGGAGCUGCAGCUGGAGCUGGUGCUGCUGGAGGUGGUGCAGGUGGAGGAGGUACCUCCCACACCGACAACACGCUAUAUAUGGGGGCUGGAGGUGGAGCUGGAAGUUCGGGAUCCAAAACACAAAUCGGUGUUGCAGCUGGUGCUGGUGGCUCUACUGGUGGAGGUGGAAACGGCCUUGACGUCAGCAUUGGUGGUGGUUCUGCUGGAGCCAGUGGAGCGACUGGGGCAAGUGCUGGUGGUGCCGGUACCAGCGUCAGUGGCAGAGGUGGCAGUACUGGUGGCGGUACUGGUGGCGGUACUGGUGGCGGUACUGGUGGCGGUACUGGUGGCGGUACUGGUGGGGGUGCUGGUGGUUCUGGUACCCGUCUCAGUGGUGGAAGUUCUUCUGGAACCUCUUUCACUGGCUCUUCUGGUAGUUCUGGUAGUUCUGGUACCGUUCUCAGUGGCAGUGCCGGCAGCACCGAUUCUGGUUUCAGUGGCGGUGCCGGCGGUUCUGCUGGUACCGGCCACAGUGGCGGCGCUGCCUUCGGGACCGGAGUGAGCGGAGGACACAUGGAAGCUGCCGCUCUGCAGAUCAUGGUCCAGCAGAUGUUAAGAACUGAAAUGCAUUCCCAGUCAUACAGAGCUUUUCUAGUGUCGUCAGUGCAGGGAGAGAGAGGACUGCCUGGACCUAAAGGAGACUCUGGUUUCCCUGGAAUUCCAGGUGCUCCGGGCUCCAUGGGACAUGCAGGCCCUGAGGGUCAGAAAGGACAGAAAGGAGGUCAAGGUGAUCAUGGGCUGGAUGGGGCACCUGGCGUCAGGGGUCGCGAGGGCCAGUUGGGCCCCAGAGGUGAUACAGGACCUGCAGGCUUUGGAGCGAAAGGUGAAAGAGGUUCUCCCGGGGAACCUGGGUCUGUCGGUGCUAAAGGCUCAAGUGGAAUUCCUGGUCUUCUUGGAGCACCAGGUCAACCAGGUUCUCAGGGUUUCCGUGGCGAGACAGGACCACAUGGGCCUAAAGGUGACACUGGUGGUACAGGUGCCAGAGGUGUGAAAGGUGAUGGUGGUAUACCGGGUCUGCAAGGGCUGGCUGGAGAGAAAGGAUCAACGGGGUUGGCUGGAGCUGAUGGAUUGAAAGGAUCAAGAGGUGACCAAGGGCCUGCAGGUAUUCCUGGACUCAGGGGUCCUGCUGGGCCUCCUGGAGAUUCUGCACAUGCAGGACAACCUGGGCUUCAAGGACCACCAGGGAUACCAGGGAACCCAGGGAGUCCCGGCGCUAAAGGGGAAGCAGGUGACGCUGGAAGAAUCAUCAACGCAGCUGGAUCCACUUCUAUUGCCAUCCCAGGACCCCCCGGGCCUUCUGGUCCCCCCGGCCCUGCUGGACGUCCAGGAUUAUCAGGUCCAAUUGGCCCUGCUGGCCAACCUGGUGCUAAAGGUGACAGAGGAUUUAGGGGCGCGCAGGGAGAACAAGGAAUAACAGCGAGAACAUCUGAAACCUUGACCUCAAGCCAUGUUAGCGCCAGUGGAGGAUCAGCAAUAUCUGGCCCCCCCGGCCCACCUGGUCCACCUGGACGUGCAGGAGAUUCAAGACCAGGACCGCCCGGGCCUCCAGGUCCAACAGGUUAUGGAAGACCAGGGCCUAAAGGAGACAGAGGGGAGCCCGGCUUUUCAUCCGGCUCAGGAACACUUCAUACUGGACAGCCAGGACCACCUGGGGCUGUCGGGCCUAGAGGAUCAUCAGGUUCUCCUGGACCAAGAGGAUACCAAGGUGAAGCAGGGCAGCCAGGUGUGCCGGGGAGAUCAGGGAGCUCAGAGAGAGUAUCCUCUUAUGGUGGAGGACUCGGGACCCCUGGACCUCCAGGUCCGCCAGGACUUCCUGGAAUACAGGGAAUCAAAGGGAACACUGGAGCUACUGGUAGUCCUGGCUCUUCGAGAGGCUCCAUCUCAGUCACCUCAGGCCCCCCCGGCCCUGCAGGUCCUCCCGGCCCUCCAGGUCAGACGGGCUCCUUCUCUUCUUCUACUGAGAUGCGGCAGUACAUCUCUGAAUAUCUGAGUAGAAGCACACAGUCGGCUGGCCGCGGGCUCCCGGGCCCCCCUGGGCCUCCAGGAACCCCUGGAUCCUUCUCAGGCUCAAUCGAGGACAUCUCCACUCGUAUGAUCGCAUACAUGCAACGUUCGGGCUCAGGGCUCAGCAUCGGGGUUCAGGGUCCUCCGGGACCACCCGGCCCCCCUGGACACGGCUCUGGUUCCCUGACGGUCAGUGGGCUCAUCUCCAUGCUUCAGAGAGAGGAUGUGAGGAGAUACCUGUCCGGACCACCAGGCCCACAAGGCCCCCCGGGUCAACCAGGGACAUCAGGAGGAGCAGGAGGAUUUUCAGGCAGUUUCUCUGUGGAGGAGAUAGCCACAUACGUCUUCAAGAUCAUGAAUGACAGAGGGAUUGCGAGAGGUCCCCCCGGACCCCCCGGUCCUGCUGGGCCGUCUGUUGCUGUGGGCUCGAGCUUCUCUCAGGCUUCGAUUGACUAUUCUGCUCUAGUGAGGAAUUCAGACUUCCGCUCUUGGGUUACCUCUGCCGUACAACAAGGUAUUUCUGGUUCCCCGGGCAUCCCAGGACAGCCUGGCCCUCCUGGCGCUCAGGGGCCGCCGGGGGUCUCCACCGCCACCGUGUACGGGGCCGGGACUGGGGGGAGUGGCUACAGCCUGGAGGACAUUCAGCGUUACCUGCAGGGUUCUGGCUUCAGAGGUCUCCCCGGCCCUCCUGGUCCACAGGGACCAGCGGGACCAUCAGGCGGUCACUCCGGAUCGGUUUCCUACAGUGGAAACUUCCCUCGGGAGAGCAUCCGCGCUGAAGUCCAGGAGUAUCUGACCAGUGACAAUGUUCGUCGUGCCAUCAUCGGACCUCCGGGGCCUCAGGGGCCGAUGGGACCGAGGGGAGAGCGAGGAGAGUCAGGCUACGGCCAGGGCUAUAGCCAGAGCCAGAACUACGCUCAGAGUGACUCUCGAAUCGGCUCUGAGUACAGAAACAUCGAUCUCAGCAACCUGGACUACUCCAGCGUCGCCAUCCAGGUUUCAGACCUCAUCAAGAGUAAAGGUCUGCUGCAGGAGUAUCUGGUUGAGGGUCCUUGGAGGGCGCAUGUUCGAGCGAUUCAAGGCCCUCCUGGUCCUCCUGGCCCCUCCGGACCACCGGGCCAGAGCCGCGUCAUCGGGGCCUACGGCAACGUCACAGCGGACCUCAUGCAGUUCUUCAGAACCUAUGGCACCAUCGCAGGCCCUCCAGGAGAGAAUGGACCGAGGGGUGAGAGGGGGCAUCCAGGACCCAGGGGAGAGAGAGGUGAUCCUGGGCGCCCAGGUUUAUCAGGACUACCAGGGGCAUACACUGUCCAAGUUCCACACAGGGUGCAGAAGAGGGAUGCAGGCAAUGAAAUGGUUGCUCGUCGUCGUCAGAAGCUUCGCCGUCACGCAGGCAGCGGUUAAACACAUUACUGGAUCACAUUUCAUUUUUACUCUUUUUUUUUUUUAGGUGUUCAACUGUUGCAAUGCAAGUAGUCAAAUAGCUCUUUAUUGUUGCCAUCUGUAGAAACGUCACAGGACAAUUUGAGGAAAUAAAAUGAUGCAUUACGUUUUUUUAAAACCAGCUUUAGUAGAGGUUUGGAUUUUAGCUGCUGGUCAGUGUCUUUGUUACACAGACUUCUUUACAUCCGGGUGUAUAAUGUUUACUUUGCUUGGUUAGAAGCUUGCUAACUUUUUUUUCCCAGGGACAAUUUCUAUUUUUCAGCAAUAAGUAGCUGAUAUUAUUUCCAACUGCUCGUGUAACUUUCGUGUCUGGUGUAUUUGAUUUUGUUCUCAUUGAGGAUUAUAUUGUUUUGAGAACUAUGCAAGUGUUAAAUGUUGUGUCAAGGUAACCCUUCAAUGUUCUAUAAGAUACUACACUAUUGUCAGAUUAUCUACAUAAAUCAAGCUAGCAUCCAUCCUGACCCUUGGAAGUUAUUCAUUCAUCCCAUACAAAUAAAUAACAAUAUCAUCAACCCUUUUUUUUCCUAUAAAUAUAUAUAUAUAAAAACAUGCAACAUUACCAGUCAGUGAGGGUCAUUUUUGCAGCAGAGAGGGGACUUAUGUUACAGUAAAUGUUGCUGUAGUUACGACUGAUGAUUUACUUGAAAGAUUUGUUAGUUCAAAAUUAAGAAGAAGAAUAAAUUACAUUGUUCGUGUGGUUGAAAGUCUGAAAAUCACAACAAAAUGAUGGAUUGGAUUGUAUAUUUUUGUAUAAGAAAGCACUGAAAUUGAUAUAUUUGCUUUAUACCAUUAAGUGUUGGAAAAAAAUGUUCCCAGAUUAUGUUUUACAUCAUUGCACUUUUUGACUUUUGAUCAAUAUAUAUAUAAAAGACACACAAUAAAUCUAUUUUUCGACUCGA